Saxophila tyrrhenica is the source of this 1938-nucleotide messenger RNA. RefSeq lists its product as uncharacterized. Bases 1 to 1938 code for a protein of 645 amino acids. The transcript has 4 exons. The record is from RefSeq and is a predicted model, not a curated record. Lineage: Eukaryota; Fungi; Ascomycota; Dothideomycetes; Mycosphaerellales; Extremaceae.
AUGCCGACGCCGUCUUCAACUGUCCCAACCACAGGUACGGAGUCUAGGUCACCAAGCCCGGACGCAGAGGAACUGGUCUUCUUGACACUGCACGAGCACAACUCUCGAGAGGAGAAGACUGACCCCUCGGUUCGGCGACUGCCUUCUGGCAUGCAUAUGUAUGGAGCGGUCAACAGGACAUUUGACCUCACUUCAUCGCUUCUGGGUCGGGACAAGCGGUAUGGAAGCACCAUUGCUGCCCUGCGAGAUGAGAAACCCAAGUCGCUUGAUUCAAUUCUUCCGCAUGAUGUAUUAGAGCUUCUAGAUCACCAUCUACUGUGGCACAAACUCUACAUGCCUUGGUUGCCGUCUCUAAGGACAUUGUGGGACGAAAUCGCUGCCGCCCGCCCCAGCAGCACCAGUCACCUCUCCGCAAGCACAUUAUUAGCUCUACUGGCCACAAUUGCAUUGGACGUUCCAAGUGAACGACUUGCGCAGUAUCGCAAUCUCCGGCUCGACUUGCAAUGUAUUGUCUAUCACUUGGGACAGAAGCUGCUGUUCAUGCUGCCGAGAGACGAGUACACUCUCAUCGUCCUGGAGCUUGUCAUGAACCACCGGCCUUUAGCACUCGUUGACAGCCAGGAAGCUGCCGCCCACACGCUGUCUGGAAACCUUUUCGGCACGCUCAUCAGCGCCAUGCAACAGCGGCUCGGUUUCGACGCAGCGCCAAAGAAGCUUCGGGGUUGCCUUGCAUCCGGACAGCCCGCCAAUGUGGAAGUUUUAGUGCUCAACACCCUUCGGUGGUGCGCAUCGACAAUGCGACGCAUGAGCCAGGAUCUCCAGGAGUUGGAAACGAACCGCUCAGAGUUAUAUGAGCCAGAAGUCGCUCUACAGGCGGCGUUCGAGAUCACAGCAGAAGCCAUCGACAGAUUCUCGCUGGACAAGUGCUUUUUCCUCUUUCAUGUGCUGCGAUACCAUGCCGAUGAUCUGAUCGCGACGCGUGGAGUGAUUAUCGACUGGCAAGACACGGCCAAGCUGUCUGAACACAUCGAAACGCACGUUGAGCUUCGCAACCAGCGAAGGAAGGACUACGAUCUUGGCUUAACGCAAUUCUUCUUCAACGACGGGAGGACACAUGAGGGCUUGGCUCUAUCGCAGCUCAUCACGAUAGAGCAGGGCCAAGGUUAUUCCAACGUCAUUGGCCUCGCAAUGUUCUUCGCAGUCAUGAGAGGCUUCCAGGCACCGAGUACUCUUAACACGGGAGUUGGGAACGACACAAUGGCUCAGCUCAGCAUGUACUGGACUCAAAGGGUCAACCACGAGGCCGCAAAAGUGUCGUUGAACGAGCAAACCGAGGCUGGUGCCUUUCUCCAGAGAUACGGCGACAUGCAUAUGGAUGCAUUGGAAAAGCGACUGACGGACUUCAUCAAUGCUGCGACGGAAGUAUCGCUGCAAGGCGUACCCUUCGUUGGUCCUCCGCGGCACACCAGCACCAACGUCCUCAUGGCUUGUAAGGAGAUCUUGGAGAACAACGCCGUACGAAUCAAGAUCGAUAACGUACUGCACCCCCGUGUCGACAUGCAGCUGAUUCUUCUCGAGAAUGCCGCACGGCAGCUGGAACGUAUGGAGGCAGAUGGCGGCAGUCCCGAAGCCGUGGCCUGUGGCAGCGUCUUUACGGCCUGCGCAAAGGUGAUAAGGAAUCUUCACCGCGUCAUGCGUUCCUGGAAAAGACAGUACAGAAUCCAGGUCCCGCAACCACACUGCGAUCACAAGAAACCUUACCAACACAAGCAACUGCCGGAGGCGCAGCCUGGAAUCUCUGCUGCUAGCAACCCCUGGCCGACCUUCGGCUUCGCUCUUGACGACUUUUCUACGGACGGUCUGUUCACGGAUUGGGACAGCUGGCCUCAGCUGGACUCGGAUAUGUUUGCUUUCGACUUCGACACAAGGCACCAGUGA